Messenger RNA from Penicillium macrosclerotiorum, 4248 nucleotides. RefSeq names its product putative RSC complex subunit (Sth1). NCBI's taxonomy places the organism in Eukaryota, Fungi, Ascomycota, Eurotiomycetes, Eurotiales, Aspergillaceae. The record is from RefSeq and is a predicted model, not a curated record. The transcript has 4 exons. Gene Ontology annotation, biological process: positive regulation of transcription by RNA polymerase II. Gene Ontology annotation, cellular component: nucleus. Gene Ontology annotation, molecular function: ATP binding; DNA binding; histone binding. Bases 1 to 4248 code for a protein of 1415 amino acids.
AUGGCUUCUCUGCAGUCGGCGCCAAAUAUGGCGCCCGGCAACUUCUCAUUGCCCCCGAACCUGACACAGCAACAUGUUCAGGAGGUACUACAGAAAUUCAAGCAGAUGCAGGAGCAGGGUGUGCGCUCGGAUGACCCCGAGUAUCAAAAGGCUCAUCAGCUUCUGGCUAUGAUUCAACGUCAACAAAUGAUGAAGCAGAAACAGCGCCAACAGCAGGCUCAGCAGAUGAACGGUGCCGUGCCUGAUGUUGCUACCAAUGGCGUCCAUGUUCGCAAUGCCUCUGCUUCUUCUGUUCCCAGUGCUACCCCCGACGUACAAUCGGCGGCAUCUCAGUCGCAGAACGCCGCUCGAAAAGGGCCUACUGUAGGAAGUGGAAGCUUUUCCUCCGAACAGCUUGCCACUCUUCGCAAUCAGAUCAUGGCCUUCAAGACUUUAUCCAAGAAUCAACCCAUCGCACCGGCUCUCCACCAGCAGCUUUUCCCCUCCAAGAAGGUGCAGACCCCGACCCCAGCAGACAAGAUAGCUUCGGCGGAGAAGACCCUUGACAAUGUCGACAAGAGUGCCUCUGGUCAGGCCCAAGACUCCACUGGUGCCACUGCUCCUCCCAAGGAUUGGUAUGAGAGUGCGCGGCUACCUGAAGAAUUGUUACACAAGGUGAUCAACUAUGAGCACCAUAGUCACCGCAUCAAUCGCCCCCGGGUUCCUGCUUUUGAGACGGGUGGACUCGACUGGCGUCAGAUUCGCGAGAACCGAGAAACCCUUGUCUACAAUCGCAUGGCUUCUCGCAUGAAGGAGCUCCAGGAGCUUUCUGCCAGCAUAGGCGUCUGGGAUACUGGCAAGAGUGACGCUCCUACGGGCGACGAUUCAUUAAAACUUAAAGCAUUGAUUGAGCUCAAGUCCUUGUCUCUAUGGGGCAAACAGCAAGCCCUCAGAGAGAAGAUCCGCCGCACUGGAUUCGAUUGCAGCGAGACGAAUCAGACCAAUCGUGCCAGUCACCGCCGCAUGAAGCGACCUUCUCUUCGUGAGGCACGAAUCACUGAGAAGCUUGAGAAGCAACAGCGCGAUGCUCGUGAGACUAGAGAAAAGAAGAAGCAGUAUGAUCAGCUGCAGGCAAUCCUCAACCAUGGCGCCGAGCUUGUCAAUGCCUCUGCUCAGAACCGCAGUCGCUCGGUGAAGCUGGGCCGCAUGAUGCUCUCGCACCACCAGCACAUGGAGCGUGAGGAGCAGAAGCGCGUGGAGCGGACGGCUAAACAACGUCUGCAAGCACUGAAGGCCAACGAUGAAGAGACCUACUUGAAGCUCUUGGGCCAGGCCAAGGAUUCACGUAUUUCGCACUUGCUCAAACAGACCGAUAAAUUUUUGAAAGAGCUCGCCUCUUCUGUUCGGCAACAACAGCGGAACCAGGCUGAGCGGUACGGUGACGGUGAAGACUUCGACGAUGAGGAAGAAGAGAUCGCAGACAGCGAUGAUGAGGAGGAGGAGGAGGAGUCUGGAAAGAAGAAGAUCGAUUACUACGCCGUGGCACAUCGCAUCAGAGAGCAGGUUACAGAGCAGCCUUCGAUUCUUGUCGGCGGUACUCUCAAGGAAUACCAGUUGAAGGGUUUGCAGUGGAUGAUCUCGCUGUACAACAAUAACCUGAACGGUAUUCUGGCAGACGAAAUGGGUCUUGGAAAGACGAUCCAGACCAUCAGUUUGAUCACCCACAUCAUUGAAAAGAAGAGGAACAAUGGACCCUUCCUGGUCAUUGUGCCUCUCAGUACACUGACCAACUGGAAUAUUGAGUUUGAUAAAUGGGCGCCGUCAGUAACGAAGGUUGUUUACAAGGGUCCACCCAACGCUCGCAAACAGCAACAGCAGCAGAUUCGUUGGGGCAACUUCCAGGUCCUCUUGACUACUUACGAAUAUAUCAUCAAGGAUCGGCCUAUUCUCGCUAAGAUUAAGUGGGCUCACAUGAUUGUUGACGAGGGUCACCGUAUGAAGAAUGCCAACUCCAAGUUGAGUAGCACCCUAUCGCAGUAUUAUACCAGUCGUUAUCGUUUGAUUUUGACGGGUACUCCGCUGCAAAACAAUCUUCCUGAACUGUGGGCCCUUCUCAAUUUCGUCUUGCCGAAUAUCUUCAAGUCAGUCAAGUCGUUCGAUGAGUGGUUCAACACUCCAUUCGCCAACACCGGUGGUCAAGAUCGUAUGGAUCUUAGCGAAGAAGAGCAGCUGCUCGUCAUUCGCCGUCUACACAAAGUGCUUCGUCCCUUCUUGCUCCGUCGUCUGAAGAAGGAUGUCGAGAAGGAUCUACCGGACAAGCAGGAGCGUGUCAUCAAAUGUCGCUUCUCUGCCUUGCAGGCUAAGCUGUACAAGCAACUUGUCACCCACAACCGGAUGGCUGUCAGCGAUGGCAAGGGCGGCAAGACUAAUGUGCGUGGUCUAAGCAACAUGCUCAUGCAGUUGCGGAAGCUUUGCAACCACCCGUUCGUCUUUGAACCUGUCGAGGAUCAGAUGAACCCCAGCCGCUUGACCAACGACCUCCUCUGGCGAACGGCCGGAAAGUUUGAGCUGCUCGAUCGCAUCCUGCCCAAGUUUCGUGCCACUGGUCACCGUGUCCUGAUGUUCUUCCAAAUGACUCAGAUCAUGAACAUCAUGGAGGAUUUCCUGCGCAUGCGAGGCCUGAAGUACCUUCGUCUGGAUGGUUCUACAAAGUCUGAUGAUCGUUCCGACCUUCUGAAGGUCUUUAAUGACCCCGGUUCGGAAUACUUCUGUUUCCUGCUUUCUACCCGUGCCGGUGGUCUGGGUCUCAACUUGCAAACUGCCGAUACCGUUAUCAUUUACGAUUCAGAUUGGAAUCCUCACCAGGAUUUGCAAGCUCAGGAUCGUGCCCAUCGUAUCGGACAGAAGAACGAGGUCCGCAUUCUCCGACUGAUCAGCUCGAACUCAGUGGAAGAGAAGAUUCUAGAACGUGCGCAGUUCAAGCUUGACAUGGACGGCAAGGUCAUCCAGGCCGGUAAAUUCGAUAACAAGUCCACAAACGAGGAGCGAGAUGCCCUUCUCCGUACGUUGAUGGAUAGUGCCGAGGCUGCGGAUCAAAUUGGCGAGCAGGAAGAAAUGGAUGAUGACGAUCUCAAUGAAAUUAUGGCCCGUUCCGAAGAAGAAAUUGGUAUUUUCCAGGAGAUUGAUCGGAAGCGACUUGAGACCGACGAGUACGGUCCUGGCAAGCGCUAUCCUCGAUUGAUGUGUGAAGAGGAGCUGCCUGAUAUCUACAUGCAGGAAGACGAACCCGUUGCAGAAGUUACGGAGACUGAGGUUUACGGUCGUGGCGCUCGUGAACGUAAGGUCAAGCGAUACGAUGAUGGUAUGACUGAAGAGCAGUUCCUUCGGACCAUGGAAGACCUGGAAGAAAAUCCGAACGCGGUCAGCUUCGAUGAGCGUGCCGAACAGUUUGCUCGGGAGCGCGAAGAACGGCAAGCCCGAAAAGAGAAACGGAAACUCAAGGCCCAAGGUCUUCUGGAGUCCUCACCCGAUCCUUCCAUAGCCGAGGACGCCGAGGUUGAGGUUGAGGUUGAAACUCCACCGCGGAAACCUCGUCGUCGUGGUCCUCCGCCCAGCAAGCGCAAGGCUGAGGAACCUGCGGAGGAAACCCCUCAGCCCAAACGUAAGAGAGGUCGACAGCCCAAGGUUCCCGACACUCUCAGCUCUGCGGAACGGGCGACUCUUACUACCAUCGUCAACAGUGUCAUGCAAUCCUUGAAGGACAUGGAGCAGGAAAUCCAGCUUGAUUCUUCCGAUAGUGAAGAAGGACCGAUCAUGCGUGCCGUGAUCGAGCCCUUCAUGAAGCCUCCGCCACGGUCUCAGUACCCUGACUAUUACAAGAUCAUUCAGAAUCCGAUUGCAGUGGAGACGAUCGAGAAGAAAAUCAAGCGCGACGACUACCAGAGCCUGAAGGAAUUCCGUAAUGACAUCCACCUGCUUUGCCAGAAUGCUCGGACAUACAACGAGGAUGGUAGCAUUUUGUUCCAGGAUGCCAAUGAUAUUGAGGCCAAAUGCUUGUCCGAAUUAAAGAAGUUGACCGAAGAUUACCCUGACUUUGCCAACUUUGACGGCGAUUCCGCCGCGGAUGGCCAGUCGGUGGGCGCUAUUUCAGGUGCCGACACCCCUUUGACAGCCAGCACGCCGGGCCAGCCGAAACUGAAGCUGACUUUCAGCAACCCCAAUGCUGAAAGUGCAAGCAGCCUGAACGGAGCCGGUGCCGAUGACGAGUGA